Molecule: messenger RNA, 2438 nt
Organism: Brienomyrus brachyistius
Lineage: Eukaryota; Metazoa; Chordata; Actinopteri; Osteoglossiformes; Mormyridae
Exons: 2
Coding region: 642-1589 (315 amino acids)
Source: RefSeq, a predicted model, not a curated record
GCUCCUGCGAGAGAAGGAGAACACUUAGGAGGUGGUCGCUCUCCUCAGCGUAGUAAGCCUGGGUAUGGAGACCAUAGCGUAUUGGUAAAACCCUAAGUAUUCCGAGGGGCUGCUAGCCAGGGCUAAUUCUCUGAGAAAUACAAUGACAGAUAAAGCUGCAUAACAUUUACAUUAUUUAUUUAGAAGAUGCUUUCAUCCAAAGCAGCAAACACUGUUCUGAGAGAAAGAUGGGUUAGACCCUGGGAUUCGAACUGAUGACCUUCUGAUCACAGACACAGUGCCCUAACCCACUGAUAACAUGCCACAGGAGUCAAGCGAACACAGAGCACAGUUGUCUUCCUGUAAUUUUUACAUCUUGUAAAUGUUUGCCGCUGAGAGCCGUGUCCCAAUACAGAUAAACAUAGGAGGACUCUUCAAAAUCCACUUAACACACGCCGCAUGGUGUAGGACUCAAACCCCUGCUGGUUCAGCUGCUGUGGUACCUGGCCACACCCCUCUGGCAGACCAGGCCUCAAGACCCAAAUUAAAUGGUGACGCUUGCAGCUGCAGCCACCAUGAGUGUUUCAGAGUUACUGCAAGAAUCACAACAGAACACUACUUAACACGAUUAUCAGAAUGAUAGAACAUGCCAGCAAGAGUCUAUGACACGAAGCCAGCAAGAGUCUAUGACACGAAGCCAGCAAGAGUCUACGACACGAAGUCAGGAAGAGUCUACGACACGAAGCCAGCAAGAGUCUACGACACGAAGCCAGCAAGAGUCUACGACACGAAGCCAGCAAGAGUCUACGACACGAAGCCAGCAAGAGUCUACGACACGAAGCCAGCAAGAGUCUACGACACGAAGCCAGCAAGAGUCUACGACACGAAGCCAGCAAGUCUACGACACGAAGCCAGCAAGAGUCUAUCACACGAAGCCAGCAAGAGUCUACGACAUGAAGCCAGCAAGAGUCUACGACACGAAGCCAGCAAGAGUCUAUGACACGAAGCCAGCAAUAGUCUAUCACACGAAGCCAGCAAGAGUCUACGACACGAAGCCAGCAAGAGUCUACGACACGAAGCCAGCAAGAGUCUAUGACACGAAGCCAGCAAUAGUCUAUCACACGAAGCCAGCAAGAGUCUACGACACGAAGCCAGCAAGAGUCUAUGACACGAAGCCAGCAAUAGUCUAUCACACGAAGCCAGCAAGAGUCUACGACACGAAGCCAGCAAGAGUCUAUGACACGAAGCCAGCAAUAGUCUAUCACACGAAGCCAGCAAGAGUCUACGACACGAAGCCAGCAAGAGUCUACGACACGAAGCCAGCAAGAGUCUAUCACACGAAGCCUGCAAGAGUCUACGACACGAAGCCAGCAAGAGUCUACGACACGAAGCCAGCAAGAGUCUACGACACGAAGCCAGCAAGAGUCUAUGACACGAAGCCAGCAAGAGUCUACGACACGAAGCCAGCAAGAGUCUACGACACGAAGCCAGCAAGAGUCUAUCACACAAAGCCUGCAAGAAUCUAUCACACGAAGCCAGCAAGAGUCUAUCACACGAACCCUGCAUGUUCAGAGAUGCAACAUUACAACAACAAAAACAAACUGAUGUGAAGCAAAGCAAAUUCAGCUGGAUAUCAUAUCUCAGCACUGUUUGAACGCCUCACUCCCGCCUGUACGCCUCACUCCUGCCUGUAUUCCUCCUUUGCCAAUUAUCCGACCCAGGGGAUCACUUAUUAGUAACUAGAUCUUGAAUUAAAAACGUAAUUGAUCUGUUCCAACCAGCUAGCUAACUUGGUUAAAAAAACAGACAAACUUAUAUAUAUGAUUGGACUACUAAAAAUAUUGCACUCUGUCACACAGUGAACACCACAUGGUCUGUAGAGGGGGGGGCUACGCUGCUGAAUCAGAGUGCGCCGCAUAGCUGAUGAGGAAGAACUGGUUCCAAAAAAGGUUACAUGUGUUUACACAUCCCAAAAUUUGACAUUUAUUAUUUAAUUUCUUUAUGUAUCUAUUGUUUGCAUUUGUUGAAGAUUGAAUACAGAAGUGCAGUUACUUGCCAAAGUAACGAACAUUCGUUUUAAUACUUCAGUAUUAAAAUAAAUUAAAAAGCAUAUGUGUUAUAAAGAGACUCUUUCUUAUACAAUAUCCUAUAUUAAGCUUAUUAAUAUAAUGCUACAAUCAGCGUUUCUUCUAAGAACAGAAUUGCUGGUUCAGUAGUUAAAUGGUUAAACAGUAAUACAUACUUUCCAAUUUGGUUGGUUUGGAAACAAAUGAAAAAAAAUCAUUAUCUGUAUCUUGGUUUGUAAUUCUAACAAAAAAAAUCCAUGAAUGUGAUACGACAUUUUUGCCAUGUCGCGCACCUCCAGCUGUUCAUGCAACACUGACCAUCCAUCCAUCCAUCCAUCCAUCCAUCUGUCAAUCAACCUUUGCUUCUAGGCUUUGUGUUUAAUGUACUUAUUU